UGUAAGAGUCAAAAGGCUAUAAAACUGCAUCUAAAGCUCUCAUAAAGGGCCGGCUUCAAUGUUCUUCCCACCCUCACCAAACUCCACCCUUCUUCAUUUCCGCUUCCAUACUGCUUCUUCUAUUUUCUAAAUCCCAAAAUGGGAAGGUCUCCUUGCUGUGAGAAAGCCCAUACAAACAAAGGUGCAUGGACCAAAGAAGAAGAUGAUCGCCUCAUCGCUUACAUCCGAGCCCACGGUGAAGGUUGCUGGCGUUCUCUCCCUAAGGCUGCUGGCCUUCUCCGUUGUGGCAAAAGUUGCAGGCUUCGUUGGAUCAACUACUUAAGACCUGACCUCAAACGUGGCAACUUCACUGAGGAAGAAGAUGAACUCAUUAUCAAGCUCCAUAGCCUUCUCGGCAACAAGUGGUCUCUUAUAGCCGGGAGAUUACCAGGAAGAACCGAUAAUGAGAUAAAGAAUUACUGGAACACACACAUAAGGAGGAAGCUAUUGAACAGAGGAAUCGAUCCAGCGACUCACAGGCCACUGAAUGAGGCAGGUGUUCAUCAGGAUGUGUCAUCCACAAUAUCCUUCAAUGGUGUUAAACAAGAAAAAGACAAGAUGAAUAACCCCAAUGGUUUUGUGGAGACAGAUGAGAAGAAAAUCCCAGCAGUUGAAGAAAGGUGUCCAGACUUGAAUUUGGACCUCAGAAUCAGCCCUCCUCUUUACCAUCAAACCCAGCAGCACGCAGAUCCAUUCAAAACUGGAGGGAAAACCCUCUGUUUAUUUUGCAGUUUGGGAGUUAAAAACAGCAGACAAUGCAUUUGCAGCAUCGAUACUGCUGCCAGCAGCAGUGGCAACAACACCAAUACUGCCUAUGAUUUCUUGGGCUUGAAAACUGGUUUCUUGGAUUACAGAAGUUUGGAAAUGAAAUGAUUGUUUCAGAGGGAAAUGUGGAAUUUUUUUUCCUUCUUUUUUUAACCAUGUAGCUUAAGCAGAAAUGGAGAGAAUUAAUUGACCAAGAGAUUGUUAUUUAGUUUUAAAAAACCCCUUUAAUUUUCUGUUUGAUCACCUCUAAUUUGUAUGAUUAUAUACAUAUAUAUAGUAAUGAUACAGGUGAUCAUUAUUCAACAAA
Gossypium raimondii (Peruvian cotton) is the source of this 1111-nucleotide messenger RNA. Its product is annotated as myb-related protein 308. The record is from RefSeq and is a predicted model, not a curated record. Lineage: Eukaryota; Viridiplantae; Streptophyta; Magnoliopsida; Malvales; Malvaceae. The transcript is spliced from 2 exons. The coding region runs from base 139 to 912 and encodes 257 amino acids.